Messenger RNA from Mastomys coucha (southern multimammate mouse), 1427 nucleotides. RefSeq names its product proteasome 26S subunit, non-ATPase 8 (gene Psmd8). Gene Ontology annotation, biological process: proteasome-mediated ubiquitin-dependent protein catabolic process. Gene Ontology annotation, cellular component: proteasome regulatory particle; cytosol; nucleus. Bases 57 to 971 code for a protein of 304 amino acids. Lineage: Eukaryota; Metazoa; Chordata; Mammalia; Rodentia; Muridae. The record is from RefSeq and is a predicted model, not a curated record. The transcript has 7 exons.
AGACUGGACUUCCGUUCUCCAUUUUGAAUGACAGCAGAGGCGGAGCUGGCUCUGUCAUGUUCCUUAAGGGCCGAGCUGCGAAGACACCCGGAGGAGAGCUGCGGCGCUCCUCCCGCGGGGGGCGGAAGCUGGCUGAGGUAGCUCCGCCUCCAGCUCUGGGCUCCACCUCCCGGCCUCACUUCCGCCGUGAGACCAUUGCUCGGCGUCGCUGCCGUAAGUCCUGUCGGCGGUUUGCCGCAUCACGAAAUAUGGCGUCCACGGCGGCUACGAUGACCGCGACCAGCGUCUCGGGCUCCGGGCCCGCGGCCAGCUCGGGCGGGAUGUUACAGGCGGCGGCGGGCAUGUACGAGCAACUCAAGGACGAGUGGAACCGGAAGAGCCCGAAUCUUAGUAAAUGUGGAGAAGAGCUGGGUCGCCUGAAGUUGGUUCUGUUGGAGCUCAAUUUCCUGCCAACCACGGGGACCAAACUGACUAAACAGCAGCUCAUUCUGGCCCGUGACAUUCUGGAGAUCGGGGCCCAGUGGAGCAUCCUAUGCAAGGACAUUCCCUCCUUUGAGCGCUACAUGGCCCAGCUCAAAUGCUACUACUUUGAUUACAAAGAACAGCUUCCUGAGUCAGCCUAUAUGCACCAGCUCCUGGGCCUCAAUCUCCUCUUCCUGCUAGGAAACAUCCCCGCCGAAAGCUAUACCUUCUUCAUUGACAUCCUGCUGGAUACUAUCAGGGAUGAAAUCGCAGGGUGCAUUGAGAAGGCCUAUGAGAAAAUCCUUUUUGCUGAGGCUACCCGGAUCCUCUUCUUCAGCACACCCAAAAAGAUGACAGACUAUGCCAAGAAGCGAGGUUGGGUGCUGGGCCCUAACAACUACUACAGCUUUGCCAGCCAGCAGCAGAAGCCAGAAGACAGCACCAUCCCCUCUACUGAACUGGCCAAACAGGUCAUCGAGUAUGCCCGGCAGCUGGAGAUGAUUGUCUGAGCCUCGGCCAGGGUGGUGGAUACGGCUAGUCCAACAAACCCAGUAUAGGCUGGCCUUCAAUAAAGGCAGAUUAACCUUUUAUGGGCCCUAGUCUCCCCAGUGGGAUGGUGGAGAUAAUUGCUCCUGGAGAAUUUGGGAGUUUGGGGGGGGGCCUUUGGGUCCCCUGGGUGAGCGUUUCCCAGUUGUCAUUGCUCUGGGUUGUAAGCAUAGAUGCCCAGUGACCCAGAGGAGAGCACAGGCCCAGAUUGAGGAACUCUUCUAGCCAGCUGUGGAUGCAUUUUGGUACUGGGCCAAGGGACUAGAUUUUUUUUUUUCUAGUGAAACAUCGUGUGUCUCAGUUUUUAAAAAAUGUUGGCCAUGGAUUAAAUAAUUUUUAAAAUGAGACAUGAAACUGACUUUGUGUAUGGACCACCAUUUGAGCCCUCUGUAAUAAAUGCUAUGGGCCCUGAUAUAAUA